GUAUUCAUUUCUUCAACUAUGUAAACCUUUUAAACAAAAAAAUGGAUUUUCUAAACUCAUCAGACCAAAAUUUAACCUCAGAGGAACUGUUAAACCGAAUGCCAUCCAAAAUUCUGGUAUCCCUCACUCUGUCUGGCCUGGCCUUGAUGACAACCACCAUCAACUCCCUCGUGAUCACUGCAAUCAUUGUGACUCGGAAGCUGCACCACCCAGCCAACUAUUUAAUCUGUUCCUUGGCAGUUACAGACUUUCUUGUUGCUGUCCUGGUUAUGCCCUUUAGCAUCGUGUACAUUGUGAGCGAGAGUUGGAUUAUGGGACAAGGACUCUGUGACCUUUGGCUGAGUGUUGACAUCAUCUGCUGUAGCUGCUCCAUCUUGCACCUGUCGGCUAUAGCGUUGGAUAGGUACCGAGCAAUCACAGACGCAGUCGAGUAUGCCAGGAAGAGGACUCCCAGGCAUGCUGGCAUCACGAUUACAACAGUGUGGGUUAUAUCUGUGUUCAUCUCCAUGCCUCCUCUCUUCUGGAGGCACCAAGGAAAUAGCCGUGAUGAUCAGUGUAUCAUCAAACAUGACCAUAUUGUUUCCACAAUUUACUCCACGUUUGGAGCCUUCUACAUCCCACUUGUGUUGAUAUUGAUCCUCUACUACAAAAUAUACAGAGCAGCAAGGACACUAUACCACAAGAGACAAGCAAGUCGGAUGAUAAAGGAGGAACUGAAUGGCCAAGUCCUUUUGGAGAGUGGUGAGAAGAGCAUUAAACUGGUCUCCACAUCCUACAUGUUAGAAAAAUCCUUAUCUGAUCCAUCAACAGACUUUGAUAGAAUUCACAGCACAGUGAAAAGUCCCAGAUCUGAGCUGAAGCACGAGAAAUCUUGGAGAAGACAGAAAAUCUCAGGCACUCGAGAACGCAAAGCAGCCACUACCCUGGGAUUGAUCUUGGGCGCAUUUGUAAUAUGUUGGUUGCCCUUUUUUGUAAAGGAAUUGGUUGUUAAUAUCUGUGAAAAAUGUAAAAUUUCUGAAGAAAUGUCAAAUUUUUUGGCAUGGCUUGGUUACCUGAAUUCUCUUAUAAACCCACUGAUUUAUACCAUCUUUAAUGAAGACUUUAAGAAAGCCUUCCAAAAACUUGUACGAUGUCGAAAUUAGGAUUUAAAAAAAAGCCUAUUUUUAAAGGGUAGAGGCUGUAUUUCUUGGGGGGGGGAGGGAUAACUAAAUGAAUGUAAAGUAAUAAAAGAUUGAAAUUUUUAGAGAAAAUAUAUAAAGACUGCUAAAAUUAUAAGAGGAUAAAUUUAUUUUUAAUAGUACCAAGAAAAUAAGAUAUACUAAUUUGGCCAUCAUUUUAAUGUUCUCAAAAUUAGGAAAUAAUUUAGGCAGCUCAGCUCAUAAUAUUUUUUCUAUGCAAUA
This is a messenger RNA of Rattus norvegicus (Norway rat), 1400 nucleotides long. RefSeq names its product 5-hydroxytryptamine receptor 1F (gene Htr1f). The transcript has a single exon. The record is from RefSeq and is marked validated. Gene Ontology annotation, cellular component: membrane; synapse; plasma membrane. Bases 42 to 1142 code for a protein of 366 amino acids. Gene Ontology annotation, molecular function: G protein-coupled serotonin receptor activity; G protein-coupled receptor activity. Lineage: Eukaryota; Metazoa; Chordata; Mammalia; Rodentia; Muridae. Gene Ontology annotation, biological process: G protein-coupled receptor signaling pathway.